UGAUCGGAGCAUUCGGAGUUCGGAGUUUCGGAGCAAGGGACGAGGAGGAGAGGAGAGAUCGACGAGCGAGCGGAUCACGUCCGCACUCUCCGCACUUUCCGCAGUGCGCGUCGUGCUGCAUCGGUGAUCGGCUGCGGGUUGGAGUAGCGAGUAGCGGAGUGACGUUACACGCACACAUAGACACACAAAAUAGGCGAAUGCUGGCGGCGGACCGGUAGUGGACGAUAUCGUGACUGUCGUUGUCAUCGUUGAGAGUGCGCCCCAGCAGCCUGGCCUAGCUCGCUCCCGACGGAGAUGAUCGUCGCCCACGUUAAUCGCGACGGAGCGUGCGUGACGACGUGCCGGACGCCCGACGUCGUCGCGACGGGGAUGUGAAGCGAGAGGGUCGCGCUCGCGAGAGCGCCGCGCGGCAUCGUCGCCGUCGUCGCCGCCGUCGUCGUCGUCGUCGUCGUCGUCGACGACCAGCCGUCCGCGACGACCUGGCCGACCACUUCGCAGGGGGGGCAGACAAAAAGCGCGCGCGCGUGUUGUUGGUCGAACGCGGUUUAUACGCGCAACUCACAUCCGCGGGAGGCGGCGCGAGUCCGUGGGGGAGCGCGAUGGCGGACUUCGACGCGAUCUACGAGGAGGAGGAGGAGCACGAGCAGCACCUGGAGGAGCGCUACGUCGCGAUGGUGCCGGACCCGAUCGUGAUCCGCGGGGCUGGCAACAUGACGGUAUUCGGUCUGAGUAACCGUUUUGAGUCAGAGUUUCCCAACGGCCUCAUGUCCCGCGUGGCUCCAGAAGAAUUCAAGGCAACUGUAAUGAGAGUGAACAGUGUAUUGAAAAAGACUUUGCCCGUUAACGUUAAAUGGUUAUUCUGCGGUUGUGUAUGCUGUUGCUGUACCCUAGGAUGCUCUCUGUGGCCUGUCAUUUGCCUGAGCAAGAGGACUCAGCAUUCGUUAAACAAAUUGUUAGAAUGGGAGAAUAGUAGGCUCUACCACAAACUUGGUUUACACUGGAGAUUGGCGAAGCAGAGAUGCGACAGCUCCUCCAUGAUGGAAUACGUUCUCUUGAUUGAAUUUAUUCCAAAGAUUCCAAUCUAUAGGCCCGACUAAAGCAAUGCGGAGUUGUGCAAUUAGUAUAAAUCUUGUGCAAAUAAUCAGUGCAACGUGCAAGAAAUACAGAGAAGAUAAAAGUGCCGCUACGGUGAUAUAGGUACUUUCUGGUACUUAUGUAAUACAUAUUUUUUUUUUAAAUAUCGCGGGUAGGAAUGCACAGUACAAUAAUUCAACGUGUAACGGAGUAUACAUCACGUCUUCAGAUUAAUUUAAACGGAAGAAACUAUUACAUAUAUAAAAAAUCAGAUUGUUCCAUCGAAGAUAUUUAUAUCCGUUUGGACUAAAUGCAAUUAUAGGCGUCAUUUUGUAUAUAUUUUUAAAUGUUUUGCGCUGGAAACUACUCGACAGCUUUAUUUAUCGGUUUAUUCAGUCGUUGCAAAAAAUAAUCUCAUCUAUUUUUUUUUUUACCGAGUUCCUCGUAACGUUUUGGUAAUACUUUACUCGUCAACUAGAAUUUAAGCUUUCAGGUAAGAAAUUAAUCUGAUUCAGUACAACGAACGUAUUAAAGUACGGAUGAUGACGUCAAAAUGAGUCGCGCUAAUCAAUCUGUCUAAUCGUUGCAUAACGCAACACACGCGCGUUGCUCAUGUUGUGUACAUACGUACGUGUACAUACAUAGAAACUUAUUUUAACUGUAGGUUAAUUUCUUACCACGGUGAUAUUAGAAAGUAUGAUAUGUAAAGCGCAGCUUUACCGUCUACAAAUUUGACAAGAUAUUUUACCACGAAUGAAUCAUCCGAGAUGAAGAAGCGCGCGCUGUCACGCGCGAUUAAGGUAUCAACAUAGAUUUUAGAAGAGAUGUAGAUAGCAAUCGCUGAUAAAUACUAAAUAUACCGACGAGACGAAAAUUUGAUUUGCGAAACGCACCCGCGGUCUGUAAUAGGGCAAACAGUACACAGCUGUAGAAUAGCAUCAGCGCGCAAUUAUCGGGCACAGAAGGACCAUAGGAAAUAUUGUAGAAGACUGAACGAGCUCGUUGAUUCUUGUUUCUUGAUGAAAAGGUCAGCGUUAUCAGUUUUUUUACGCAUACACCGCAUAAUCUUGUGUUCGCCUGACCUUAGAAGAAUGAUUAAAGCGCAUGAACACAUUUCUGUCACAUAUCCGUUUUCUCUUUUAAGCUAAUGUUUAAACUAGUCUUAAGAAGAAUGGUGAAAUUGUUCAUUAAUAAAUUAUAAUUUUGUGGAUAAUAAUACAUUUUAAUUUACUUAAGUGGCACUGCUAUCAUAGUACUGUUUACUCUAUUCUUGUUAAUAAUAUACUGUUUCUCAUAUAACUCAUAUAUACAGGGAUAGAAUAUCGAAAUAUCAGAACGUCUCCCAUGUAAAGGAAUUUUGUUGCGUAGGCACUAUUUUGCAUUACAGUUUAACGUUCCGCACAGAUAUUUCUCUACUAACAACUCGUCCAACGUGUGAUAAUGCGGCUGUUAUCAGCCCCGCAUUGCUUUCGCACUAAUGGACACCAAAUCGAACAAAUUCACUCAUCACCAGGCGCCCGCAAAAAAAAAACCCAAAAUGGUUAUAGGAAAGUACGCAAAAGCAUGUGAAAAUACUGUAAGUGUUUCUGUUGCUGUUCAGUGGCUGUGAUCGAGAACAAAAGACUAGCUUUGAAUUUGAAUGUGUAUCGCAAGCAGCUACACAUAACGCCCGUGCUUUAUCUUAUGCGGUUCUACACGUUAAAGCCUUUUAUAUAGAAUACCAGAUUUACUCUGUUUUCUCUAAUAUUUGUACUUAUUCCAUAGAGUAAUUAAGUCAAAGUAACAAGCGUUGCAUUAGAGGCGUCUGUGUCACAUAGAUUAAUACGAAUGCUGUAUUGCCAUAUCUGAUUUUUCAAUCAUAAAUACUAUAGGUAUAAUCCAUUUUAUCACUAAUAUCUUGAAAAAUGAAGCAAACAGAGCUAUUUAUAUAGAUUCUCAUUUCACUUGAUGGGAUAUAUAGUGGAACGAUUAUACUCUCGAUGAUCUGUUGAAUAGUUGAUAAUAUGUCGAAUAAUAAGAGAGCGUCAUAAGCGAUCAU
Temnothorax curvispinosus is the source of this 3112-nucleotide messenger RNA. Its product is annotated as cysteine-rich hydrophobic domain-containing protein 2. Lineage: Eukaryota; Metazoa; Arthropoda; Insecta; Hymenoptera; Formicidae. The record is from RefSeq and is a predicted model, not a curated record. The transcript has 4 exons. Bases 600 to 1097 code for a protein of 165 amino acids.